ACACACACACACACACACACACACACACACACACACACACACACGAGAGCCACUGUUGGAGGUCAGAACAGCACAGAAUAGCAGAGCUACGAUUUGCAGUAAAAGAAAAAAGAGGCCAGAGACAGAAGAAGGCAGGGAUGAGAUCAACAGGGAAGCCUCACCACCCACCUUCUCCACCCUGGGAGGACAUAUCUCACUCCCUCAGGACCUCAAGGCAGGGCGUUGCCUUCUUACGCUAACUCCUGACUCUGCCUCCAUCUAGCUUAGUGCAGAGGACACACAAACCCUGAAGAGUGUGUGUGAAGCAGGUUCAGCACCGUGGGACUUGAAGAUGGCCCCUUUUCAGAGCAAUAAGGAUCUGAUCUCUACAGGAAUAAAGGAGUUUAAUGUUCUGCUGGAUCAGCAGGUCUUUGAUGACCCUCUCAUGCCUGAAGAAGACAUGAAAACUGUGGUUAAUGACUGGGUGAACUUGUACAUCAACUAUUACAAGAAGCACGUGCUUGGGGAGCAGCAGGAGCAAGACGGAGCUCUGAAAGAGCUUCAGCAAGAGCUGAGUACUUUGGGCAGCCAGUUUCUAGCCAAAUACAGGAUCAUUCUGAAGUCCAAAGAGACCCCUAGCAGUAAACCGCCUUCCUCAUAGCCUAAAGGCUCAGGGCACCCAUCAUGCCUUAGAACCCCAAACUCUUGGCUCUGUGUUUUCUUCAGACCAUUCUCCCAUGAUGUCGUUGUAUUUUGACAUGCCAAUAAAGACUGAUACUAA
This is a messenger RNA of Rattus norvegicus (Norway rat), 760 nucleotides long. The record is from RefSeq and is a predicted model, not a curated record. Lineage: Eukaryota; Metazoa; Chordata; Mammalia; Rodentia; Muridae.